AUUUUGCCGGCGCCGUCUGUGCGUGUUAUCGCUGCUAAUAGGCCCACCAGUGACACCUGCGAGCGAGCCACAGCGAGUGCAUCAGAUAUUCUGACCUGUGCGACGAAUUGUCAAUCUCUGUGCUUGUUGCACACUGUGCGCACUGCCAACUGCACCCGACGCCGCGACGCCACGACGCUGCGACGCCAUCGCCGCGAACCAUGUCAUCCAUGCGCGACAAAGUGGCUGCUCUCAGCGCCAAGCUGAGCGGCAAGAAGAAAAAACGAGGCGGCGGCGACGCCAGCAGCACGGCGAAGCGCUCCAAGAGCGAUGCAGACCCGAGCGCGCGCUACCUCGCCAAUCCCUUGACGGCGCCGAUCGUCCAGCGCUGGCACGCGUACUUCCGGUCGCGGCUGGCGACGCCGCCGCGUGUUUUUGUCGGACCCAAGACGGGCUGGCGCGGAGUGGCCAAGCUCGCGGCACGGCGCGUGAACGGUAGAGUGCUGCUGGGACUCUUCGCGCCGGGCACGCACGACGUCGUGACCAGUGCUUCGACCUCGGCCGCCCACGCGCCCGCGCUGAACACCGCCAUCAAAGCAGUGGAAGCAGCCCUCGCCGAGGAGCGCAUCUACGCCAACGGCGCGGCCGAGGGCGACGGCUCGGUAUCCUACGUCGGUUUGGCCCACGAGUCGACGACGGAUAGGGUCCAGGUCGUCGUCGUCGUGAACGGCGACGACGCGGCGCCGGCGCGGCGCGUGCGGGCGCGCCUCGAGGGCCGCGGCUGGCUCCACUCCUUCUUCGCGCACCUGAACCCCGUGUCGCGCCACGACAACGCCAUCUACGGGCGCGGUGCGUGCCUCCGGGUCCUUUUUUUGGGGGUGUUCAGCUUCGACGGGCGCCGCAUCGACGGCGUGGGAGGGGGUGUUCAUCCCAACGUACGCCAUCGACGCGACACGCAACGCAGGCGGGCCGGAGACGUGGCGCCCCCUGCCCCAGGGAACUUGCGCGAACUUCGCAUGCACCGCGGGGCAAUGCGUGCAGGAGGCGCCGCUCGGCGUGGGCCUCUUCUUCGCGCCGGCGUGCUUCCGCCAGGCGAACCUGGCCCAGUUCGCGGAGAUCGUCAGGGCCAUCCAGAAGGCCGUGCCAAAAAACGCGCGCGUCGUCGAGCUCUACGGCGGCGUGGCCACGAUCGGCGCUCACCUGCUGGAGCGCGCCGCGCGCGUGCGGUGCUCGGACGAGAACCCCUGGAACGCCGCGUGCGUCGACCUGCUGAAGCAAGGUCUUGACGAGGCGCUCGCGGAGAAGCUCUCCUACGAGACGGCGCCGGCCGCGGUCGUCGCGCGGCGCGGCGAUUUGGCCCACGCAGACGUGAUCGUUGUGGACCCGCCGCGCAAGGGGCUCUGCGCGGACGUGCUCAAGGCCCUCCUGCGGCCCGCGCCGAAGCCAAGGAAACUCGUCUACGUGUCCUGCGGCUUCGACGCGCUGCAGCGCGACCUCGCGGCGCUCGUCGCGGGCCGCUGGCGCCUCGACCGCGUCGAGGGCCACGUCUUGUUUCCCGGCGCGGACCACGUGGAAACGCUGGCCGUGCUGGACGAGGGUGGGUAGGUUCGCGGCGUCCUUUUUAUGUCGUCUCCACGCAAGUUGUCGAUGGCGUGGCCGCGCUGCUCCGCGUGUCGAGACUGGUCGGGAGCCAGUUCCUUCUCCUCGUCGUCGGUUCCAGCGAACUCAGAUGCUUUAACUUUGCUGCGCCUCACGUCCCAAACCUCCACGAAGUCCUCCACGCCAUCGACGCGACGUCCAUCCCCCUUGUCCCUUGAAGUUCUACCUUGAAGUAACAUACUCUUUCUUACCAGCCACGGAGACUC
Pelagomonas calceolata is the source of this 1844-nucleotide messenger RNA. The record is from the annotation of a GenBank genome assembly. NCBI's taxonomy places the organism in Eukaryota, Pelagophyceae, Pelagomonadales, Pelagomonadaceae.